Dentiscutata heterogama is the source of this 155-nucleotide messenger RNA. NCBI's taxonomy places the organism in Eukaryota, Fungi, Glomeromycota, Glomeromycetes, Diversisporales, Gigasporaceae. The record is from the annotation of a GenBank genome assembly.
AUAGUUCAACACCAUCAAAGCGAAGUACCACUAAGCACCACUAGUGAAACGACAAGAAAGAAAACCCGUAGACCGAAAAUAAUAAGCGAUGACAAGCACAACCAAAAGGCGAAUGCAAAGACUACAUUGGCAAUAACAACAAUUACGGCACCUAC